Molecule: messenger RNA, 421 nt
Organism: Neurospora tetrasperma FGSC 2508
Lineage: Eukaryota; Fungi; Ascomycota; Sordariomycetes; Sordariales; Sordariaceae
Exons: 1
Coding region: 185-421 (78 amino acids)
Source: RefSeq, a predicted model, not a curated record
CCAGCUUCCCAUUUCGAAUUCAAGAUCUACAUAAGGUCCACGAUUUACACCUAUCCAGGAGCGUUAUAUCUUCUCCAGCAUCAUUACCAACAGCAAUAGCGCCCCAACCAAUCCAGACUCGACAAAUACAAUAACCCAGUUUUAAUAUUCCUAUCUGGAUCGAUUCAAGAAAGAGAAAGACACAAUGUGUGGCCAGAUAAAAACCAGCUACAAAUGUCCCGACUGCUCCGACGUAGUCUCCACCAGCAGCGAACGCCUGACGUGCGCAAAGGCAAAAUACUGGGGCUCCUGCGGUGAUAUCCGCUCCGACAACAAGGAGGUUAGCAAGCAGUCUGACAAGUCAUGCUCGAGCUGCAAGAGAAAGAAGGAGGCCGAGGAAAAGAAGAAGCGGAAAGAGAGGGAGGAAGCAGCAAGAAAAUAG